UCAAAAUUGAUAUCUUUCGAGCAUAAUUGUAGAUAUCUCUGCUUUUUCGAGAAACUUCGUUCACGAUUGGUUGAUUCGGAUUCGAUUUGUGUUUAUUUAAGUGUUUAUUUUAGUUUCCAGCGAGUUUGAUGUUUGGUUGGAUAAUGUGUGUUUGCUUUUGUCGAUGAUUCUCGAUGCUUGUGUUAUUUUAUUACAAUUAGAUUUGUUUAAGUUUUAUUAGCGUCUUCUUAUAAUACUUUUUAUAUCGAUUCCUUCUCUACUGAAUUUUCUCGCUACAUUUCGUUUAAAAGACUGCAUAUUUUUACUUGUACAAUCAGACAGUAACCUCGAACUCAUGCUGAUUGUUGUCUUGUGUCUCUGUUUCUAGAGUUUUGUCUGACCGCAUCUGUGUUCACUGAGGUUUUUGAGUUUGGUUUCGUGUAUUCAGAUGCGAGAUUUGAUGAUUCGGUUUGGGGUGCACCCAUUAGAAUCUUCAAGAACUGACAAGUCUUCUUCGUUUACAGUUAUUACCAAGGACAACAAUGGAGGCUCGUCCGGUUCAGAGAUCAGGUUCUAUGGUGCUCAGUAACCUCACUCGCACUACUACUUCAAUACCUUCUAACCCUUCAACCGGAGAAGAAUCCUUCACGAGAUCAGACAACACUCAGUUUAUCUCUAAGCCAUUAGGACAACAAACCUACCAUUUGCUUUCUUCCAAUAACAACGGAGCGGUUGGACACAUAUGCUCUUCAACAUCCUCUGGUUUCUCAACCAAUCUCCAUUACUCAUCCAUGGCAUCUCACGAGAGACACGGAAGCAGCAGUAACGAUACUUCUUGGUGCCAUGAUUCACCUCACGGAGGGUUUCUUGAUUUCCCUGAGGCCAGCCAUGUUGAGGAUGGUGGCAUUGGUUCUGCGUUUGAUGACAUUCAGAAACCAAAUGAUUGGCAUGAAUGGGCUGACCACUUGAUCACCGAUGAAGAUCCUUUACUAUCUACUAGCUGGAAUGAUCUCUUGCUUAACACCAGUUCCCAUUCAGAUUCAAAGGUGCAAAUUCCACCGCAAGCUCAUCAGACUGUUCAGCAGCAGCCUUCUCCUUCUGUGGAGUUGCGACCUGUCGGCACAACAUCUUCAAGCAGUAACAACGGAACGGGCAAGGCACGUAUGCGUUGGACGCCAGAGCUUCACGAGGCUUUUGUUGAGGCUGUCAACAGUCUUGGUGGCAGUGAAAGAGCUACUCCUAAAGGUGUGCUGAAGAUUAUGAAAGUUGAUGGAUUAACUAUAUAUCAUGUCAAAAGCCAUUUGCAGAAGUAUAGGACGGCUAGAUAUAGGCCAGAACCAUCAGAAAAUGGUUCUUCAGAGAAGAAGUUGACACCGCUUGAACAUAUAACAUCUCUUGACUUGAAAGGUGGGAUAGGUAUUACAGAGGCUCUGAGACUUCAGAUGGAAGUGCAGAAGCAACUCCAUGAGCAGCUCGAGAUUCAAAGAAACUUGCAACUCCGGAUAGAAGAACAAGGAAAGUACCUGCAAAUGAUGUUCGAGAAACAAAACUCGGGUCUCGAAAAAGGGACAGCUUCAACAUCAGAUACCUCAGCCAAAUCCGACCAAGAAGACAAGAAAACAGAUGAUUCAAAGGAGCUCGUAUCAGAGGAAACAAGGAAUAGCCAAGAGCCUGAAUCUUCUCAGGCAAAGCGUACCAAAACCCGAUAAUUGAAAGUAAUGGGAGUAUGAUGGAGAGCUUUGAGUUAGAUGAGAUAGGGAAGGUGGAUGCAAAACAUGAUGAACUUGCCAAUGAUGUUAAGGAUCUGAGAGAGAGUAUGAUGGAUCGUAUUUGAGUUUCAAGAAACAAGACUUGAAAAGGUGGAAGAAGAAGCUAUGAGAAUUAAGAUGAAUGAAGAGAUGAUUGAAAGCUAUGAUAGGAUAUGGUUCUUUGGAAAGGGGUUUAGCAACUGAGAUGAUCAUGUUUUCUUAUGUUUUUAAACUUAUGUAAGACUCUUAUUAUCUUACGUUUUGAGUGUCAGACAUUAUGAUGUUCUUUGUGUUUCAGUAACCGAGAUUAUCUAAGUUCUUUAUGCUUGGUCA
Messenger RNA from Brassica napus (rape), 2060 nucleotides. Its product is annotated as protein PHOSPHATE STARVATION RESPONSE 1. The transcript has 6 exons. The record is from RefSeq and is a predicted model, not a curated record. Gene Ontology annotation, molecular function: DNA binding; DNA-binding transcription factor activity. NCBI's taxonomy places the organism in Eukaryota, Viridiplantae, Streptophyta, Magnoliopsida, Brassicales, Brassicaceae. The coding region runs from base 522 to 1688 and encodes 388 amino acids.